Molecule: messenger RNA, 1985 nt
Organism: Vidua chalybeata
Lineage: Eukaryota; Metazoa; Chordata; Aves; Passeriformes; Viduidae
Gene: UBE2M
Product: ubiquitin conjugating enzyme E2 M
Exons: 6
Coding region: 772-1323 (183 amino acids)
Source: RefSeq, a predicted model, not a curated record
GAAGAAGCCGAAGCGCCCUCGGGCCCGCCCGAUUCUUUCCAGAAGGUCCCGAAGGGUCCCGAACCGCCCCUUCCGGAGACCCCCCCCCGUGCCCCUCCCCCCCUCCCUUCCGGAGAUCCCCGAAGCGAUUCCGGAGUUUCCGGAAGCGGUUCCCAAGCGGCGCCGGCGCCCCCCGAGGCCGUUCCGCCACCCCCCGAAACGGUUCCGAAGCAGUUCCGGAAGUUGCCAGGCCACUCCGGAGUUUGCCGAGGGAUUCCGAAGCCGUGCGGAGGUUCUCGAAGCGAUUCCAGAGACCCACGAAGCGGCCCCGGAGAUUGCCCAGCGGCUCCGAAGCGGUUCCGGAGCGUCCCGAUCCUCCUCCCCCUUUCCGAAGAUCUCCGGAAGGUUUCGAGCGGCUCCGGACACCCCCGAGACCGUUCCGCAAAGCCCCGAAGCGGUUCCGAGGCGGUUCCGGAGAUCUCCGAGGCGGUUCCGGAAGUCGCCAAGCGACGCCGGAGGUUCCCGAAGCGGUACCGGAAACUCCCGAAGUUGUACCGAAGCGACGCCGGAGGUUCCCGAAGCCGUCCCGGAAGUUGCCGAGCGGCCGUGAAGCGGUUCCGGAGAGUCCCGAGCGGUUCCGGAAGUUGCCGAGCCGGCCGGCCCUCAGCGCUCGCCCCCCGGCCCCCGUCGCCCCCGGACCCCCCGAACCGGAGCCGCCCCCGGCCCGGCCCCGCUCCCUCGGCCCCGGGGGGGCCCGGACCCGCCCCGGCCCCGCCGCCCCGGCCCGGCAGGAUGAUCAAGCUGUUCUCGCUGAAGCAGCAGAAGAAGGAGGAGGAAUCGGCGGGCGGCACCAAGAGCUCCAGCAAAAAGGCCUCGGCCGCGCAGCUCCGCAUCCAGAAAGACAUCAACGAGCUGAACCUGCCCAAGACGUGCGAGAUCGAUUUCUCGGACCAGGACGAUCUGCUGCACUUCCGCCUGCUCAUCUGCCCCGACGAGGGUUUCUACAAGGGCGGCAAAUUCGUCUUCAGCUUUAAGGUGGGCCAGGGCUACCCCCACGACCCCCCGAAGGUGAAGUGCGAGACGAUGGUGUACCACCCCAACAUCGACCUGGAGGGCAACGUGUGCCUCAACAUCCUCAGGGAGGACUGGAAGCCGGUGCUGACCAUCAACUCCAUCAUCUACGGCCUGCAGUACCUGUUCCUGGAGCCGAACCCCGAGGACCCCCUGAACAAGGAGGCGGCCGAGGUGCUGCAGAGCAACCGGCGCCUGUUCGAGCAGAACGUGCAGCGCUCGCUGCGCGGGGGCUACGUGGGCGCCACCUACUUCGAGCGCUGCCUCAAGUGACCCCGGCGAGAGAAACCCCGCAGGAAACGACCCCAAAAACAUCCCACACCCCCCCCCCCACUUCCUCCCCCCCCGCGCCGAGAAACCGAAUAAAAACCUGCAAAAAAAAAAAAAAACAAAAAAAAAAAAGACAAAAAAAAAAAAAAAAAAAACCAAACCAAAAAAAAAAACCAACAAAAAAACCCCAAGAAAAAACCCAGAGAAGCCUCGGGAAAAGAGCUGGGAAAAAAAGCCAAAAAAAAAAAAAAAAAAACCAAAAAAAAACCCCAAGAAAAAACCCAGAGAAGCCUCGGGAAAAGAGCUGGGAAAAAAAGCCCAAAAAAAAAAAAAAAAAAAAAAAAAAAAAAAAAAACCAAGAGAAAACCCAGAGAAGCCUCGGGAAAAGAGCUGGAAAAAAAGCCCCCCAAAAAAAAAAAACCACAAAAAAAAAAAACCAAGAGAAAACCCAGAGAAGCCUCGGGAAAAGAGCUGGGAAAAAAAGCUAAAAAAAAAAAAAGAAAAACAAACCUAGAAAAGCCUCGGGAAAAGAUCUAAAAAAAUGCCCAAAAAAGCUCCCAGAAAAGCCUCAGAAAAAAAACCAAAAAAGCCUCAGAAAUGCCUCGGGAAAAGCCCUGAAAAAGCCCAGAAAAGCAUCGGAAAGUGGCCUAAAAAAAUCCCAAAAA